AUGGAGUCUGAUUCAGUGUUCAUCCAGAAACUGAUCCGAGAUAGUCAAAAAGCUGUCGCAAUGACGAGCUUUGAUCCCAAUGACUUGUUGGCUAUGCCGUGGAAAGAUGUUUUGGACCUAUGCAAGAAGACUUCAGACGAUGAGGAAGACGUACAUUCAUCAUCAUUGCCACCUACACCGCGAUCUCCAACGUUUGAUCAAGACGAAAAAAUAUGGUUAUCCCAAAUAGAAAGAGUUCAAACAACUCUGUUCGAUGGGAAAGUGUUCUCCCGUCAUAGGGCACAACCCAAAACGGAAGUACUAACGGAUCUUGCUCUUUAUGAGAGACGCAUUAACAAGAACCGAAGAGUCUACGACAAAACAAUUCACUAUUACGUCAGCAAAGAAUCGACUCUUUGCAAGUAUGGAGAAGCCGUACCCACUAUUACAGACAGUAACUCUUUGAAGGGCAAAGAGUCAUCGAAGGUCGAGUUUAAGCACCUUAAGUUUUGCGUAGUAUGUGGCCGAACACGAAAAUUAGACGAAUGUCUCUAUUGUCCGCGUUCCUAUCACGAGAAGUGUGUAAAUCGCCAAAAGGAUUCCACGCAGAAGAAAUACAAUCCCUUCAAUAACGACAUAUGCCCAUACCACUGGUGCACUAAAUGCGGCAUGACAGCCAGCAAUGCUGGCGGUCUUCUGCUUUCGUGCAAUAGCUGUCCACGGUCCUUUUGCAUUGAUUGUAUUGACCUGGACGAAAUGGAGUCUAUUGAAGGCGAACUACCCGAAUUCUUAGACUUGGGCUACGAGUCACCUCGCCACAUCGAAUACAUUACCUGCGGAGAUUGUAUGAAAAAGGCACGAAAAGAGCCACGCAAGCGGGAGGUGACUUCCACCGGGGGUCGAGUUCUCCGCAAACGCGUCCGUAGACAUACCGACUAG
Molecule: messenger RNA, 918 nt
Organism: Talaromyces stipitatus ATCC 10500
Lineage: Eukaryota; Fungi; Ascomycota; Eurotiomycetes; Eurotiales; Trichocomaceae
Exons: 2
Coding region: 1-918 (305 amino acids)
Source: RefSeq, a predicted model, not a curated record